Messenger RNA from Lithohypha guttulata, 1377 nucleotides. It is a transcript of the gene PKA4, whose product is annotated as cytochrome c oxidase subunit 1. Gene Ontology annotation, molecular function: ATP binding; cAMP-dependent protein kinase activity. Bases 1 to 1377 code for a protein of 458 amino acids. The record is from RefSeq and is a predicted model, not a curated record. Gene Ontology annotation, biological process: signal transduction; peptidyl-serine phosphorylation. The transcript has 2 exons. Gene Ontology annotation, cellular component: cytosol; cAMP-dependent protein kinase complex. NCBI's taxonomy places the organism in Eukaryota, Fungi, Ascomycota, Eurotiomycetes, Chaetothyriales, Trichomeriaceae.
AUGAGCAAUACCUCAGCGAACCUGCAGCCGCCGCGCCAGCAGUCGCAACGAGCUCUUUCCGCCCAAGGCCACAGACAGAUCUUGCGCUCAGCUACACCUCAACACAAUACCCGCAGUGCGAGCCAUCCACACCCCAGCAGACAAUACAGCAAGGAUGCAAUCAUAAAAACCGUCGAGAAAAGAGCCAAAGAAGAUCCACCACCAGCUGAGCAAAUUUCUAAUGAUCCCAAUGCUAAGGGUGCAGGCUUCUCCUCCAGUACCCUGAAAUUCUCGGAUUUCGAAUUGCUUCAAACGUUGGGCACCGGCACGUUUGCAAGAGUUUGGCUAUGCAGGUUCAAACAUACCCAGAAGCCAGAAGAUCGCAACAAGGUCUUUGCGCUGAAGGUGCUCAAGAAGGUAGACGUGGUCAAGCUAAAGCAGGUCGAACAUGUGCGCAACGAGCGCAAUGUCCUUGCAGCUGUCGCGGGGCAUCCUUUCAUAACAGAGAUGCUGGCGUCCUUCUCUGACUCACACUCGCUAUACAUGCUGCUGGAAUACACUCCAGGAGUGCAGUUCUAUGCUGCCGAGAUCACAUUGAUUUUGGCAUAUUUACACGACGUACAAAAUGUUGCCUACCGCGAUCUAAAGCCCGAAAAUAUCCUCCUUGAUGGAGAUGGACAUCUCAAGCUAGUCGAUUUUGGCUUUGCAAAAUACCUGCCUCCGAAUCCAAACCCGCCGCAAGAUUCUUCGCUCGAAUUGCAGUCGACGUCUUCCUUACCAAGUCAAUCUAAUGGCUCUGCUGGUGCUGGUGGUCAGAACUCACAGUCUCAACAAACACAUGACAAACAUGGGUAUGGAGUCACGUAUACUCUCUGCGGCACACCUGAAUAUCUAGCCCCAGAAGUCAUCCGUAAUACCGGUCAUGGCACUGCAGUGGACUGGUGGGCUCUUGGUAUCCUCGUCUACGAAAUGCUUAUAGGACAGCCUCCAUUCUGGGAUCAGAACCCAAUGCGUAUCUACGAGCAGAUCGUACAGGGCCAUAUCCGUUUCCCGGUCGCUAAUCCUGCUCACGGACGGCAUAGUCUGCAUAUCCCACGAGUAGCACGAGAUUUCAUCUUAGCCCUUUGCAAAACGGAUCCUUCCGAACGACUCGGCCACAUAGCUGGUGGCAGUAAGAGAGUCAUGCAGCACCAUUUUUUUGAUGGUGUCAAUUGGGAUGAGAUCUACUACAGACGGAGAAGAGGUCCCAUCGUUCCUAGGGUGGAGUGGGCAGGAGAUGCUGGUAAUUUUGACGAGUAUCCCGAUCCACCUGAGGAUGUCGAAGAAAGCGAGGGCGGACGCGGUAAGUAUACCGACGAGAUGAGAAAGGACUGGGAUAUCGCUUUCCAGGAUUUCUGA